Messenger RNA from Cornus florida, 3889 nucleotides. Its product is annotated as pumilio homolog 4. The record is from RefSeq and is a predicted model, not a curated record. The transcript is spliced from 12 exons. Gene Ontology annotation, molecular function: mRNA binding. Gene Ontology annotation, cellular component: cytoplasm. Lineage: Eukaryota; Viridiplantae; Streptophyta; Magnoliopsida; Cornales; Cornaceae. The coding region runs from base 339 to 3422 and encodes 1027 amino acids. Gene Ontology annotation, biological process: post-transcriptional regulation of gene expression.
CAUUAUACCCCCCCCCCACACGGCCCAGUAACAGUUGCUCCUUUUUUGCCCCCUCCCUCUCUUUCUCUCUCUAAAAAAAAUUCUCUCUCUCUCUCAAAACUCUCUGACGAGACCGUUUCGAAAAAUUUCCAUCUUGUUCGGUUCUGUAUUUUCCUUCAACGCAAUCUACCCUUCGAAUUGUUCCAAAUCGUUGCUAGAUUUUCGAUCAUAAAUCUAUAGGCCGUUCGCGACUUGAAUUUCUCAGCACAAAAAUCACGUGACUAAUUGUUCAAUCUUCAAUGAUAAACUGCGCACUUUGUUCAUAUUGAUGCGUAUAUUCACGUAAAGGGUUUUUUGAGAUGGUUACCGGGACCGGGAAGAUGGAUAUGUUGUCUGGUGUGAAUUUACGGUCAGACCUAGAUGAUGGCGUUAUGAGAAGAAUGAAUGGCAAUUUAGAAGAGAGUUUGGAGAGUGAGCUUGAAUCAAUGCUAAGGGAGCGGUUUAAUAGAAAUGUUGUUGAUCGAGAGAGGGAUCUGGAUAUUUACAGGAGUGGUAGUGCUCCGCCUACGGUGGAGGGGUCAUUGACUGCUGUGGGCAGUUUGUUCAGGAACCCAAAUUUUGCUCAGAUUGGUGAAGAGAGUAGCAAUAUAAAUGGGAAUUUAUCUGAAGAUGAGAUUCGGUCGCAUCCUGCUUAUCUAUCUUAUUACUAUUCGAAUGUCAAUCUCAAUCCGAGACUACCUCCACCUCUACUGUCAAAAGAAGAUUGGCGGGUUGCUGAAAGGUUUCGAACUGGGGGUUCAUCAUUUGGUGGAAUUGGGGACUGGAAGAAGAAGAAACCGGUUGAUGAUGUUGAUAGUUCAUCUUUGUUCUCAAUGCAGCCUGGGUUAUCUGUACAGAAAGCGGAGGAUGAGCUGAUGGAAUUGAGGAAGAUUAAUGCGACGAAUGUCUCACGGCAAACCUCCGUUGAGUGGCUAAACAGAGGCUCUGAUGGUUUGAGUGGUCUCUCAGGUGCUGGUCUGGGUAUGAGGAGGAAGAGUUUUGCGGAUAUUCUUCAGGAAGGACUGGACCAGCAUGCUUCCUUAUCAGGUCAUCUCUCACGGCCCACAAGUCGUAAUGCUUUUGGUGAUAUGGUAGAUACAACAGGCAUGUCUAAUCCUCAUCCAGCAGAAUAUUGUAACGGUGUGGAAUCCAGAGAUGCCUUGCAUAGUGGAGCAACUGCCAAUGGCAUGUCUAGAGUUCAGAGCCUUGGUUCUGUAGUUUAUAAUUCUUAUGCAUCUUCUGUGGGUCAAUCACUGUCCAGGAGUAGGACCCCUGAGCCUCAGCUGGUUGGGAGGUCUCCCAGUCCUGGUCUUCCUCCCGUGGGUAGCAGAAUUUGCCCUAUUGAGAAGAAGAAUAUUGCUGGAUCGAAUUCAUUUAAUGGUAUUUCUUCGAGCAUGACUGAGGUUGCUGAUAUGGCAGCUUCUUUGUCUGGUUUAAACCUGUCAAAAAAUCGACGUGGCAAUGAAAAUGUACAGUCUCAGCUCCCAAUGGAAUUUGAUAAACAGCCUAAUCACUUGUUUGAUAUAUCAAAUGGUCACAAGCAUAGUCUUCAGCAUCAACUUAUUGGAAAUCCCAUAGCUGAAAAGCAGGCUAAUUCUUCCACUCAUGUUGACUUUCCGAGGAAAAAUGGACUUGUUAGUUUGGAUGGGCAAACGAACUUUCCAAAGAGAACUACAUCAUCAACCAAUCCUUACUCAAAAACGAAUUCUUCAGGAUUUGCAGGUUUAGAAGGAUCUAACGUCCAUUAUCAAACUAACAAAAUCCCUAGUAUGGACUUUUCUGGCCAUGUGCCUGGUGAAUAUUCAGUUAGUCAGAAGCUGAAAGCAGCUAUGAAUAAUCAUCUUGAUACAAUUACAGGAUCAACUUUGACUGGUGCUGGAAAUGGGCAAAGUUUGAGUAGGAGUGGGAAUCAAAUUAUGGAUCCACGUUAUACUCAGUACUUGCAGAUAACUCCUGAUUAUGCAAUGCAUGCUGCGGCUCCCUCAGCUGAUCCUUCUCAAGGAAGGAACUACUUGGGUACAUCUCGUGGAGAUUUGCAAGGGAUGCAGAAGGCAUACCUUGAGUCAAUGCUUGCUCAACAUAAGCAGUAUGAGUUGCCACGUUCAGGUAAAUCUGGUGUUUUAAAUAACGGGAUCUAUGGGAAUCCAGAAUUUGGUCUUGCAAUGACAUAUCCAGGAAACCCUAUGGCAAAUUCUGCACUUCCCUCUGUUGGAUCCGGUGGUCCUAUGUUUCAGAAUGAGCGGAUCUCACAUUUUAAUUCAAUGUUGAGAAGUCCAAUGGGAGGAUCUUCUAAGACAUGGCAUUCAGAUUUUGGUGCUAAUGUGGAAGAAAGUUUUUCGGCAUCUUUAUUAGAAGAGCUGAAGAACAAUAAAACCAGGUCUUUUGAACUUCCUGACAUUGUUGAUCAUGUAGUUGAAUUCAGUACGGAUCAGUAUGGGAGUCGCUUUAUUCAGCAGAAACUAGAAACUGCCACAGCGGAAGAGAAGACCAAGAUAUUCCCAGAGAUUGUGCCACAUGCUCAUGCCUUGAUGACUGACGUCUUUGGAAAUUAUGUCAUACAAAAAUUUUUCGAGCAUGGUACAGUAACUCAAAGAAAAGAGUUAUCCAGCCAGCUUAUUGGUCAUGUUUUGCCUCUCAGUCUUCAAAUGUAUGGUUGCAGAGUAAUUCAGAAGGCCUUGGAGGUGGUUGAUGUGGAUCAGCAGACUCAGAUGGUGGCCGAGCUUGAUGGUUCAAUCAUGAAAUGUGUCCGUGAUCAGAAUGGUAAUCAUGUCAUCCAGAAGUGUAUAGAAUGUGUCCCUCAAGACCGAAUUCAAUUUAUAAUCUCAUCCUUCUUUGGGCAAGUUGUGUCACUUUCCACCCAUCCUUACGGCUGUCGUGUUAUUCAGAGGGUUCUUGAACAUUGCGAUGAUCCGAAUACACAACAAAUUAUCAUGGAUGAAAUUAUGCAGUCUGUUUGUACUUUGGCACAGGACCAAUAUGGGAAUUAUGUUAUUCAGCAUGUCCUGCAGCAUGGUAAACCACACGAAAGGACAGCUAUUAUUAGCAAGCUUGCUGGACAAAUAGUAAAAAUGAGCCGGCAGAAGUUUGCUUCUAAUGUGGUUGAGAAGUGCUUAACUUUUGGUGGUCCUGAAGAGCGUCAACUUCUGGUGAAUGAAAUGCUUGGUUCCACAGACGAAAAUGAGCCCUUACAGGCCAUGAUGAAAGAUCCGUUUGGAAACUACGUUGUGCAGAAAGUAAUCGAGACCUGUGAUGAUCAGAGCCGUGAUUUAAUUCUGUCUCGUAUCAAGGUUCACUUGAAUGCCUUGAAGAGGUAUACUUAUGGUAAACAUAUCGUUUCUCGUGUUGAAAAGCUCAUCACAGCAGGCGAAAGGCGCAUUGGGCUAACAUCUUCAUAUUCUGCUUGAGGUAUUCUAACGUGGCAUGAAAGAAGACACUUCUCUGUACAGCUAACAUGGAUGAUACGUUAGUAAUUGAUCGCUCGAGUGAGAAUUUUCUAGAGAGCUUUAUAGAGUUGUAAAUAAGCACAAAAAUUUAACAAGCCUGCUGGAAUAAUAACUUCCUUGUCUAGUUCCUCUGUAUAUUUUGGCUCGCAGUUUGUAAUUUGAUGUUGGAGCGCGAUAGGAAUCAAUGUUAGAGAGGGAGAGAGCGGGAGCAAGUUUUAGAUGCCUAGCCUUUCUGGGAUUUUACAUGUAUAUUGUUUUACAAUUUGUGAAGAGAAUCUGAUGAGUGUAAAUGGUCAAUUACUGCUGUAAGGGAAAGGUGGUAGGGUGCAUGUUAGGGGGAGCCCAUGACACAUUGAGAACCCAAUUUAUAUGUAAAUAUUCUUAAUUUUCUUCAGGAGAUAUAAUGUGUUGGACUCUCUUUGCUGUUA